Molecule: messenger RNA, 1380 nt
Organism: Penaeus vannamei (Pacific white shrimp)
Lineage: Eukaryota; Metazoa; Arthropoda; Malacostraca; Decapoda; Penaeidae
Source: RefSeq, a predicted model, not a curated record
UCUUCUCAUGUUAUUUCCAGCAGCAAGAUGAUGGAGGAGUAUGGCAAGGAGGGUCCCAUCCUUAGCAUCUUCCUGUCGGAAUUCCACAACAUUGCAGGCCCUAAAAUAGUGUAUCAGUACCCUGAGAACUAUGUCACAAAGGAGGUGUUUGAUGCAGUUUCUGUCUACAUCAUCCCAAAGCCACAGAUCCAGAAGAGGAUCAUCACAGUCAAUGUCCUCGGCCACAAGAUAACAGGCUUCCCCAAUGAGAUCAAGAACCCCAGGUACGUGCGCAAUGCCCUCAUCUUCAACCUGUGCUUCGUGUGUGACUCCAAGUCCCGUACAGUGCACUAUGAGCCUGCUGUCAAAAAGCUCUCCGAAUACCUGGAGAAUCUGGAGCUGGAGAAUGGCUUCCUCUCUAACGAUGACAGUCGAGAGCAGAUACCCAGGAUGCUGCGCCACAUCCUGGAGGAGCUCAAUGCACGGGGAGAGUGCACCGUGACAGUGAACCUCAGUGAUCAGAAGCUGGUGGCAGCAGAGCACUCAGAGCGCAAGGUAGGUGACAAGGGAGAGCGCAGGAUGAGUCUUCUGAGUGACAGGAGGCACCCUAUUGGUGAUGGGAAAAUUGGGAGCCAGGAAGGCCAUGAAAGGAGGAUGAGCAUGCUGCCCGACCUCCAGCAAGAGGAGAUCUCUCAGAGGGUGCUACGGAAACCUUCAGACUCUGAAUCGAAGGCCCGUCGCAAAUCCUUUGAUGGGAAGAACAAGCAAGGCCUCAGCACAUCUGUUCUUCAUCUGAAGGUGGUUCGCAUAUGGCCUGACCCACCACACGUGCUCGACCACCAUGUCCCCAUUCUGAUUUCAGAGAGGGUGCUCAGCCAAGGGGAGCACUGGGAUUUAACCACACAGCAAGUGCUGCCCUACAUUGAUGGCUAUGCACAUGUAGCCAAGAUUGCAGCAGCAGCUGAUGUCGAAAGCAACCUGGUCAAGGCAUGCGUGGAGAACCUGCUCUACUAUGACCAGGUGCGUCUCCUGCCCAUCUUCCAGUACUCAAACAUAUACACAGUGACUUCAAACAUCGGCAAGCUCUAUGACAACCAUGAACUGCAGGAGGAAUGCCAGCGUGCCGUUGGGAAGAAUUCAACCUCGUUGCCACAGCUCUCACACAUCAUGAUGCUCUACUGCAGCAUGACCUACGGGGUGAGCGUGCGGGACCUGUGCAUCCGCUUUAAUCCACAGGCACUCAAUGUGGAUGAGCGGAGACUUAUCCAGUUCGGCCUCCUGCACAACCUCAUCCGGCGGCUGCAUCAGUAUCCAGUCUUUCUCAGUCCUGAUGGGGAGGAGGGGGAGGAGCAGGAGGAGCAGGAGGAGCCCCCCCACCCCAGGGCACCCCCAGCAGGCUGA